AUGUGCUAUAUGCAAGAGAAUCUACCAGCUCAAUUAUCAAAUUUGCGACGUUUUCGAAAGAAAUUGGUUUACUUGAAGCAAAAGGUUCAGAGUGCUUUGAAGAACUAUCAUGAUCAACAGGAGCGGUUGUGGUCGUCGCUUAAGCAGAAUGCACCAGAUCUUCACAAUCAUUUGGAAUGUGUUGCGCAGAAAAUGAAAGAGUUGAAUUACCUUAUAGCCGCUCAUAAGCUGACAUUUGCAAUAUCAAAGAUUAAGAAAGUAAUAAAUGGUUCUGACUUUUUUUUGCUAUAUGACAAUAUUCAAUUCCUGAAACAGAACGCUAAUUCGGAUUUGAAAUUGGAUGAAAACGAAGCUAAAAACAUUGAUAAAAUGAGGAGGCAGCUGAUCAAUGAAACAGAACAUCUUGUUUCUGGUUCUCUUAGAAAUUUAUUGAAGAAAAUUCGUUACCCACUUGAAGAACCUGUUGAUCUGAAAACUCAUGAGAAGCUAAUUCAGCAAAUCGCUACUUUGCUGAAAUGUAUCAGUAUUCUGGAUAAUGGUAUUGUUACUUUACACUGUGACAGAUCAAAACUUUUGACUGAACUAGUUGGUCCAGUGGAGAGGCGAUUCCAAUUCCACUUUUUCACGGAGCAGAAAACAAAUGAUUCAUCUAAACCAGAAUGGUUUUUUACGCAAAUACUCACUUGGAUAACAGCAAAUGUUGAUCUGAUUAGCUCCAUUUUGCUACUAAUUGUUAAGAAUGAUGCUGAACGAAAUGAAAUGGUGAAUGAAUAUGUGAAUAAGCUAAUGAAUUUAGCACAGAAAAAAGUGCAAAAUAUUGUUAAAGAAGUACAAGACGAUCCUGAAUUGUUCUCUCAUCUUAUUGAUGAGUGUGUUGCCUUCGAAAACGAGUUGCAGGAUAUUGCUAUUCCGAUACGUCCGGGUAAUGUGCUGGUUGUUUUGUGUGAAGAUAUUUAUUUACUAAAAUGGCUACAGCUCGAACGUGAGAGCUGUAUUGCAGGAGUAGAAAAUGUGCUUUGUGGAGAGGAUUGCUGGAACAACCGAUAUCACACCUUUUCAGAUGUCGAUAUGCAACAAGCACCGGAAUGUACCGAUCAAUUCUUGUUGAUGAUUGAAUCAAUUACAGAACGUUAUCGUUGGAUAGAGAGUUUGGAUGUGCAGUCACAGUUCCUGAACGUGCAGAUCUUCAUGUUGGAUGAUUUCCGGCUACGUCUCGUACAUAUCUCUCAACAGCUUGGCUCUCCAUGGGAAAAACCCUUUAUUCAGAUCUUAAACUCUGCUUGGUACUUAGCUUAUGUGUUGGAUGAAUGGAAUGAAGUGGACAUAUUCAUACGCAUUCAAGCGCUUGGAAAGAGAACUCAUUUUCGAGGUGUUUUCGAAGAUGUAGCCAAUAUGUAUAGGCAUUUAUGGCGGCAAAAGGCUGAAGAUCUCACAGCUGCAUUCUACCAACAUAUCCGUGCCUCACUGAGUCGUUAUCAACGUGAACAAUGGUAUUCGUGGGAAGCAAGUAAACCAUUCGAUCUGACUCCUUCAUUUUGUCCGUUUCUGCUAGAAGUACGCCGACUACUUGGACAUGUUAAUAAGGCUAUAUCGCCUCACUCAGCUACUAAACUUUAUGAAAUGCUGAAUGAAAAAGUAGCGGAAGUGUUGCUUCAAAUGCUUACAACUAUAUCACUCAAUGGAUAUGGAGCUGCACAGAUACUUUAUGAUGUAACGAAUAGUCUCAUUCCUGUGCUUAAUUCUCUCUACAAUCAUCAUACUAACGCUAUUAACCUAGAAACACUCGAUGAACCGAAAUUCGUCGAAGUCAUAUCAUGCUUGAAAAUAUUAUCUCAGUCUACGGGUACAGCAAUUCUUUUGUACGAAGAGCUGAAACGAACAACGGAUAAUUUGACGCCAUCUUUACUUGAACCGUUUGAUGCAGCAACAAUAGAACGUGAACGAGCAUUAGAACUGUUAAAACGUCGUUCGGAUUUGCAGUUGACAAGUGAUGAAACCGUGAAGUUUUAA
Brugia pahangi is the source of this 2010-nucleotide messenger RNA. NCBI's taxonomy places the organism in Eukaryota, Metazoa, Nematoda, Chromadorea, Rhabditida, Onchocercidae. The record is from the annotation of a GenBank genome assembly.